UUACAGAUGAGUUCCUGAGGCAAGGAGGAGUGUGGAUGAAGGAAGAGCCAGUCAGGAUAUCUGAUGAUAUACCAGAUCACGGCUGGUGUCCUGGAUAUUUGCAACAACCACCUGAAAACAUCUCACAUACUUGUAGCAGUGAAUUUUUGAGCUCUUUCACUUUCAAUGCAAUUUCAAACAGUAUCUUGGUUCCUGUCAUGCUCAAUUACUUUAUCUAUCUUCAUAUGUGGUUUGUGCUUGUCGCAGACCUGAUUUAAAAAGGCAAUUGUUAUGUGAGUGGUUCUUACAAUACUUACUACUGUAUAAAACUUCUUUCAGCAUUGUAAUAUGGUAAAAUAUUUUUUUAGCUAGUUCCUCGCGAAUAAUCGUUCCCGAUAAUCUUGAAACUGUUGCUGUAAUUUGCCAUCGACCAGAUCAACAUCCCUGCUCCACAUGCGUCUUGUAGACUCAGCUCU
Messenger RNA from Geodia barretti, 455 nucleotides. The record is from the annotation of a GenBank genome assembly. NCBI's taxonomy places the organism in Eukaryota, Metazoa, Porifera, Demospongiae, Tetractinellida, Geodiidae.